Molecule: messenger RNA, 1011 nt
Organism: Rubroshorea leprosula
Lineage: Eukaryota; Viridiplantae; Streptophyta; Magnoliopsida; Malvales; Dipterocarpaceae
Source: the annotation of a GenBank genome assembly
CUGUAGAGCCGGUUCCUCUUGCUAGUGGGAGUUGUUAAACACUGGUAUUUUUGUAAUCUUGCUAGUGGGAUUAUACACUAGUAAAUCGUGUGCUUGCUAGUGGGAGGUUUAUAACACUGGUUAUGACCUAUAGAGGAGACGUCUAUUUCAUUCCCGUACUUAUACCUGUUUCUCGUGAUUAUACUUGUUGGCAUGCUAUAAGUUUAAUUAAGGGUUAUCCAUAUUUACUUACUGAAUUAUCUCAUAGUUUUUCCUUAUCCACCAUUUCAGGAAGCGAAGUUAGGGACGGGGAAAAACGAGGGGAGUGACAAGUUAGAAGGCUAGCUAUCUUGUAAAUUGAGCAUAGCUUUUAGAUAUAAAUCAUGAUCUUGUAAACUAGACUUUAUUUGGAGAUUUUAUGAUUUCAGAGAAAAUUUUAUAAUUUUAUUUUCAGAUUUUGUGGUAUCGGAUUGUGGUAUGAUAAAGUUUCGAGCUUUAUGCAUUCGUGGGACCCGUUCACGAGUGCACGGCGUCUGCCACGUCCCCAGAUUUGGAUUCUGGGGCGUGACACUUGACUUGUUAACAGCCCUAAUGACCAUCAUGAGUUCUAGUUCUAGCUCAUCUAGAUCCAUUUCAGGUCAUGUAGCUUGAAGGGGAUGGCAAAGGAAUGUUUUACAUGGGAAUAUACUUGUUUGAUUUUUCAGAAAAUUUGUGCCUCUUUCCUUCUUGUAAUGUGAAUGAUCCUGUUCUUGCCACCUCCUUUAAAACCCAAGUCCUGGCUGAAGCAAUUUCACUAGGCGACUUGGUAUAUCCAAACCUUCUUCUUUAGAUUUGUUGUUUUUUGUAUUUAUUUCAAAAUUUCUUCUGUGUCUAUUUUUUUUUUUAAUUAUGGGAUAUAUAUAUGUAUAUAUUAUAGUUUAAUGGUUAAAGUAGAAAUCUUUUUUAAUAACGGAAGAUGUUAAGAUUAAGAGAGUUUUUGUCUCAUAUUCUUGGUUUUAUUUAAAAACUUGAGAAUUAAUUGUAUGAUUUUCA